Messenger RNA from Chara braunii, 1380 nucleotides. The record is from the annotation of a GenBank genome assembly. NCBI's taxonomy places the organism in Eukaryota, Viridiplantae, Streptophyta, Charophyceae, Charales, Characeae.
ACUUCCUGCAGAGGGACACACAAACAACAUUAAACAAACCCGCACGGAGAUUGAAAUCAUCGUUUUGCCAUUCCACUUACAGACACAUACACAAAAGCACAACCAUCAUGUCGAUGUCAGCGGCGCAUGCGAUGACAUCUCUUAAAGAGGUAAUGCAAUACGCUGAGGAAGGCAUCCACUACGAUGACGACGGGGAGCUUGAACUACUAACGGAGAGAGUGCCCAGCUACUUCGAAGUCAGAGUGAAUGUUCGUGCAAGCAUCGCUGCGAACGGAGAGGAGUCGCUCAGAGCACGGAUGCUAUUGGCACGGUUCACAGAGGCGCGUGAUUUGCGUGUAGACGACAGUGCUGAUACCGGUGCAUACAGCUUGAGAAAAGUGGUUGGUUGGAUGUGCACAAAAGGGAUGUCUGCUGAAGGGGACGUGGAUAUGACAAAGCAACAACAGGGCGGAACAUACACAGCAGAUGAUUUCAAGAAGAUGCUCAUGAAACAGCUGGUGGAUUUCAUGCAAAAGAGUCCUCAGGAUCGGAAUGUCAUACAUAAGGCAUUGCAUGAUGUGACAGAGCAAGCACUGGCGGGCAAGGACCUCGUUAACUACAAGGUGCGGACUGUGGAAGAGGAUGUCAUAUAUGGAACUCCAUUAUGGGAUGGAAUAUUCAUGGAAGCUUUGCAUCGCCUCACCAUCGCGACUUCUGACGUGGACAGAAAGAGGUCAAGGGAGGAAGGAUGGAAGUUGAUCGCCAGGGAAGCAGAUGUUGCACUUCAAGCUGCAGAUGGACACACUUCAUCAGGGGAAGAAAUUGACAGAACAGUCUCUUUCGUGCGUGGGAGCAUCAUCACCGUGUCCAGGGAGGAGGUUGAAGAAGAAGAUGUGUUCAAUGAGAGGACAAUGAUAGAACAACAACGGCGACGAGGGUUCGAAGACUCUUCUUUACCAAUCAAUUUUGACUAUGACAUUGAAGAAACAACAGUGAGGAACAAUGAAAAAGAUGCAAAGCCGCCAACAUAUGAGGUGGAAGUGAGUGGCAGCGAUGUGAGCAGCGACGAGGAGGGUGAGGAGUAUGAUGCGUACUGGGAUAUUGAAGCAGGAGGAGGGCAAGCAUCUAAAGGGUGGGCACAUGCGAUUCGCAGCGAGGCAGACAAAGCAGGGGUGUUGACUCCCGACACAGUGGAGACGUCGUGGGUGACAUGGAGAGAUCUACUUGGAUCUAAGAUAGUGGGAGACGGAAGGGAAAAAAAACGAAGGGAAGGUUGGGGCGUAAGAGGAGAAGCAGGAGGAGAAGACUUUGAGAGGAGUGCUCCGUGGAAGCCAUGUUGAUCCCUCGAGUCUCAAGGUUCAACCAAUUUCAUUCGUCGCGCAAUAGGAAGAUCCUAUUGAU